AUGGCGACGAUGAAGACGCGCAGCUCCGAAGGCUGCUGGACCUGCCGGCUGCGGCGCAAAAAAUGCGACGAGCUGCGGCCGCUGUGCGGCGGCUGCGCGCUGCUCGAGAUCGACUGUCUCUACUGCGACGAAAAGCCCGAAUGGAUGGACGGCGGUCAGAGGCAGAAGGAGAAGGCCGACCAGCUCAAGACCGAGGUCAAGCGCAAGGCCAACCAGCGACGCGAGCGCCGAUACCUCUACGGCCUCGAGAUGGACCUCGAGGCUCUCGACGUCUCGCAGCUCGACGACAGCGACAACCAGCCUAGCACCGCCCCCGAGUUCGUUCUCGCGUCGCUGCCGCCGCCUAAUACUGCCGCCGCCGCCGCCGCCACCGCCACCGCCACCGCCGCUACUGCUGCUUCUGCUGCUGCUGCUGCUGCUGCUGCUUCUGCUUCUGCUGCUGCCGCCGCUGUCUUCGCUGCUCCGUUGUCUUCAGUCUCGCCAGGAACACUCCAUUCCGGCUCCGAGUCUGGCAGCCGUCGACCCGACUCGUCGCCCUCGUUCCCCUCGGCUAUGACCCCAAGCACUUCGGCCAACUCGGACAGCUCUGUUGCCGGCCUCAGCCCCCCCAGGGACGAAUGCUGGACUAGCAUGCCAUUCAACGACACCGACCUGCAUGGCCUCAUGUUGUACCUGGACCACGUGUUCCCCUUCCUCUUUCCUUUCUACCGACCGCCGCUGCUCGACUCGGGACGAGGCUGGCUUCUCGUCAUGCUCAACCGCAACAAGUCGCUGCUGCACACCGCCCUCAGCCUGGCCUCGUACUUCUUCAACGUCGUCCUCUCCCACGUAACCGGACUACACGAGUCUUGCAGGGAACACAACGGGAGGGAGCUCCAGCGGCAGCAGGAAUUGGCACUGCAGGAGCUGCGGCGCGAUAUGAACGAUACCGUCUCCCGCGGCGUCAAGGGCUAUCUCGCCGAGACAACCCAAGUCAUGGCAAGCGUCAUCCAGCUUCUGUCUUUCGAGGUUGCCAUUGCAAACACAGGCAACUGGGUCAUGCACCUGGAGGCCGCAGCCGAGCUGUACAACGAGAUGGUCAAACAUCACGGCACUGCUGUGGAUGGCGAGGCGUCAGACUUUUGCUUCACCUACAUGCUUGUCCAGCUGGGGUCGAAGCCUUUCAUGCACACCCCCAAGAACCACCCCUGGAGCCCAGACCAGGCCUCCUUGCGCUUCUUCACCGCCUGCCUCCUGUUCUUCGACACCAUAGCCAGCACCGCUCUCGAGCAACCCCCUCGUCUCCUCUACCUACACAGAUCCCUCCUCACGGAGCCCGACGAAGAGACGAGGCGGCUCAUGUCAGAAGCCGAGAAGGAAUACCAUCUCCCACAUAUCGACCUGCUAGAGUUCCUCGGGCUGCGGAACUGGGUCGUUAUCUCCAUCGCCGAGAUCGCCGCGCUCGACGCCAGCAAGAAGGAGGCCAAGAAGGCCGGGUCGCUUUCAAUGACGCAGCUGGUCGUCCGCGCUACCGCCAUUGAGCAAGGCCUCCGCAACAACAUACAGACCCUGUCCAGCGAGCCGUGCAAUGAGCCACAAUUUGCCAUGUACCCCACUAAAUCUCUCUCCGACGACCCCAUAAUGCAGUUCGCCAUCUUCGGGAAUCUGUAUUCGCCCCAGGUGCUCGACAUGACGUCUGCCAUCUCCGGCAUAUGGGCACAGGCCGCGCUGACGUACCUCAACGUGGUCGUGUCGGGCUGGCAGCCUGCAAGCCCAGAGAUACGCACUUCGGUGACGCUCACCAUCCAGAUGCUGCGGUCCCUGAAAUCGCCGAGCUACCUGCGCUCCGUGGUAUGGCCUUUCACAGUUACCGGAUGCAUGGCCGCCCCGGAGGAAGAGCAGACCUUCCGCGACAUGGUGGCCGCCAUGGGCCCGCUACAGCUGUUUGGCUCCAUCAGAGAGGCGCUCGCCAUCAUGGAGAAGGUGUGGGCGAACCGCGUGCAGAUCGAGGAGAAUGCCGAUCAAUGGGACUUGGCUGCAUGUCUCAGAGUCCUUGGCCGCCCUGCCUUGCUCGUGUGA
Lasiosphaeria miniovina is the source of this 2058-nucleotide messenger RNA. RefSeq names its product fungal-specific transcription factor domain-containing protein. Gene Ontology annotation, molecular function: zinc ion binding; DNA-binding transcription factor activity, RNA polymerase II-specific. The transcript has a single exon. Gene Ontology annotation, biological process: regulation of DNA-templated transcription. Bases 1 to 2058 code for a protein of 685 amino acids. The record is from RefSeq and is a predicted model, not a curated record. Lineage: Eukaryota; Fungi; Ascomycota; Sordariomycetes; Sordariales; Lasiosphaeriaceae.